This is a messenger RNA of Exaiptasia diaphana, 3054 nucleotides long. Its product is annotated as nose resistant to fluoxetine protein 6. The transcript is spliced from 15 exons. The record is from RefSeq and is a predicted model, not a curated record. Bases 201 to 2351 code for a protein of 716 amino acids. Gene Ontology annotation, molecular function: acyltransferase activity, transferring groups other than amino-acyl groups. Lineage: Eukaryota; Metazoa; Cnidaria; Anthozoa; Actiniaria; Aiptasiidae.
AAUGUUUGUCCAUUUUUUUCUACUGAGUUAAUUUUAUGGGCUAGUUAGGGUGGGCGAUCGGCUGCUUAUUAUUCAUUUCACGUUUACCUUUGAGAUAGACUACUAGUAAGUGCUGGGGUUCCUGUGUCUCCUAGCUCAAACAUCGCCAAAGGUCCUGGCCUCCAGGUGAUAAGGCUGCUACAAGGCGGGAUCCUACAAAGAUGUUACUAAAUCCUCACUGCUUUGUUGCCUUGAUAUCAAUAACAUGUAUUUUAACUUGCUUUGCUGUUACACCACAAAUGAUGCUACAAUCACGGAAGAAGAUCGAGGAUUUUCAUCGUAACCGUCUCGCACAAGCUGUCAAGAACGCGAAAAACAUUUCUCGUGAAUGUACUGAAGCUCUGGUGUACUUGGAAACCUCCAACAACACUGAUUUGCUCAAAACAUAUGUUGAUGCAAUGGGUAAACCAGGCAGUGGUAUUAGGUAUGGUAAUUUAGAUUGGCUUGGUUCAUACAGUGAAUGCAAGGCAAUACCUGGUGCAACAUAUUGCUUGGCUGGAAUUGGUGCAAAACCAAAGAAUGGCAGCAAAACUCCUGUAAACAAUCCACUUGCCUCUGCUACCUUUAAAUGGGGAUUAUGCGUACCCAAACAAUGCAGUGAGACUGACAUUGCUGUUGGUUUACAAGAUAUCAUCAAAGCUUUCGGACUGGAAUCUGUCAUACAAUUAGUUGAUGAUCUGGGUCUUAAAAGUACAGCAUCUAUUGCAAAAGCUGUCAACUGUGCAAAGCCAUCAAAGUACACUGGCGGAGUUAUCGCUACUCUUACUCUAUGUGGUGUCCUGCUAUUUCUGUGUCUCUGUGGUACAAUCAUUGAGAUAGCAUCCAGUGUAUCUCAACUCUCUAUCAAGAAGUCUAAUGGUUUUGUGCCAAUAACCAAUGAAUCUCCACAAGAAGAACAAGACUCUAUUACAGUCAAAGGAACAGACAAGUUUGAUACAUUAACUCCAAGUUAUUCUGAACAUGCCAGAGAGACACCAGUUGUAUAUCAACAUAGGCAACCUAAUUCCGUAAAGGAGUUCUUCUUGUCUUUCUCACUAAUACGAAAUACAACCCAGAUCAUGAAUACCAAUGUUCCACCUAAUGCCAUAACGUCCAUCAAUGGAAUGAGGGUCCUCAGUAUAUUGUGGGUUGUACUUGGACAUGUAUUUGCCUUCUUAGCUACAAAUGGACUGGUUUCUAAUUUAGGAAUCCUACGAAAUAUCUUACAAAGAUUCACAUUUCAAGUAAUUCUCAGUGGUGUAUUUGCUGUUGACACAUUCUUCUUUCUAAGUGGACUCCUUGUUGCUUAUUUGUCAUUUCGUCAAGUGGAUAAAACAAAAGGAAGCUUGAAUCUGUUCAAAUUUUAUUUCCAUCGGUUUUGGAGGUUGACACCUGUGUACAUGUUUGUACUUCUGUUUUACGAUCAGCUAACUCAGUUUUUAGGUGAAGGACCAUUUUGGUAUGAAAUACAAUCCAAGCAGCCAUGUGAUGAAUAUUGGUGGACAAACUUGUUGUAUAUCAACAACUUCUAUCCAAAGGCAGAAUGCAUGGCUUGGGCUUGGUACUUGGCAAAUGAUAUGCAAUUCUUUGUCAUCAGUCCUUUUAUCAUCUUUGCAGCUUACAGGUUUGGUAAGCGUGGCCUUGGUUUAUCUGUGGGUUUGCUUCUCAUGGCAGGUUUCAUUUCUACGGCUGUCAUUUUGGAUUAUUACAAGCUUGGUUCUACAAUACUUGACAUGAAUGCUGGGGUUGGGAAUGCAAAUUUCUUUCAGUAUGUAUAUGUCAAACCCUACUGUCGUAUUGCCCCAUAUCUUGUUGGUAUGGCACUUGGCUACCUUCUUCAUGUGAUUAAGGAUGGUCCACCCAGAACACAUUCAUGGUUGUUUAUUCUUUGUGGAUGGUGUGCAGCCAUUAUACUGGCAUUAUCUCCAGUUUUUGGUACUUACAAAGCUUUCAAGAAAAACCCACAGCCCUUUACACGCACAGAAAAUGUUUUCUAUGGAACAUUUUCUAGAUUUUCAUGGUCGCUGGCUCUUGCUUGGGUGAUCUAUGCCUGCCAUACUGGAUAUGGAGGUCUGGUUGAUAAAAUCCUGUCAGCUCGUUUCUGGAUUCCUCUAAGUCGUCUUACUUACUGUGUGUACUUGGUUCAUCUUGUUGUCCUGACAGUAUACUUAUCCAGCUACCAAACAGUAUUGUUUUAUUCUGAUGUCAAUGCGUCCUGGCAUUUUAUGGCAUGUACCACAAUCUCUUAUUUUGUGGCAUACAUCGUGUCUGUCUCAUGUGAAGUUCCUAUGAUGCAUUUGGAGAAACUAGUCUUUAAAACUGAUCGUAAAUGACAAUAAACAAGGAAUGGAUGAUAAAUCCUCACAAGCUCAGAUAUAUUUUAAUAAUAAAUAAAUGAUUUUUGAGCAAUAAUUAUUAACAAUUAUUAAGUGAUUUUUUAUAAAAUGUAAUGCAGGAAUAUAAUAUUAUCCUUCUUGGUUCCUUGAGCCAUCCUGAAAGGUGCAGCUCUGUCUUUGCAUCAAAGUGGGCAAUCACCACCUCACUUUGAUGCAGGGCAACCUUUCAAGGUGGAGCAUGAAAUGAUGUGGAGGAGCCUAUUAUUAGACUUAUGUAUCAAAAGGUCUGAAAAAUAAUUUACUCUCCUUGGCUUGACAAUAGCCUAAUUCUAUACACUUGUUAAUGUUUAAUAUAUAUAUAAUAUUUCUUAGAAUAGUAAGACAUUAGUUUGAUUUGUCUUUUUGAAUUUUUGCAAUUUUAGUAAAACAUUUAAAAAUUGAAAUGAUAGAGACGAAUAUAAUAUUUUCUUUAGUUUGAUCUGCAAUGCAUAUCAUUCUAAUAAGAUAAUACAUUAAUUGUACUUUCAAUGGGUUUUCCAUUAUAGACCCAAGAGUUGAAUGCAAUUAGAAUGAUCAACCUCCAGGCUUCACCCAGUGUCACUAUAGUGAUUUCUCAUAAGAAUAGUAUCUCGCACUAAUAUGACUGUGUUUUUACAUGUUAUCAAAUAUUAUUUAGAAUUAAAAGCGUAAUUUUUAAAUU